Messenger RNA from Phaeoacremonium minimum UCRPA7, 1065 nucleotides. Its product is annotated as putative aldehyde reductase ii protein. The transcript is spliced from 2 exons. NCBI's taxonomy places the organism in Eukaryota, Fungi, Ascomycota, Sordariomycetes, Togniniales, Togniniaceae. The coding region runs from base 1 to 1065 and encodes 354 amino acids. The record is from RefSeq and is a predicted model, not a curated record. Gene Ontology annotation, molecular function: oxidoreductase activity, acting on the CH-OH group of donors, NAD or NADP as acceptor.
AUGUCUGACCUACCAAUCGCCAUACCUAAGGGCUCUAAGAUCCUGAUUACCGGUAUAGCUGGUUUUCUUGCUGGUCAUAUAGCAAAACAGCUUCUGGACCGCGGCUUCAAAGUUCGAGGCACGGUGCGAGACACUUCUGCUGCCAAAUGGGUGACCGACGAGAUGUUCGCAGAAGCCACGCAACGAGGUGACCUUGAGCUUGCUGCCCUCGACUUUACUACAGCAUCAGAUAGUGAUUAUGAGGCUGCUGUGAAGGGUGUGGAUGGAGUUAUGCAUGUCGCCACCAUCCAGACAUUUGAUCCAAACCCCGACAAUGUCAUUCCGCCUGUUGUAGGCAGCGUUACUGCCCUGCUUAAGGCUGCAAGUCGAGAACCAACCAUCAAACGAUUCGUCUACACUUCUUCUUCCGUGGCAUCAUUUAUGCCAAACCCCUUUACAGAUGAAGCCAGCUUUGUUGGGCGCGAUUCAUGGAAUGAAUUUGCCUUAGCAGCUGUGCAAGCGCCGCAGCUAGACAAUCCGAUGUUUGGUGGUAUCGUCUACAUGGCCAGCAAAGCAGCAGCCGAGAAAGCUUUUUGGAAGUUCGCCGCAGAGGAAAAGCCACAUUUUGUUGUCAAUGCGGUAAGCCCAUACACCCUGAUUGGGCCAAUUCUUCACAAAAGCUUCGUGAACAAGAACCUGCCUGGCUGGGUGAAUUGGCUCUACCAGGGCGACACCAGUUAUAUCGGAACCAUACCGGGUCUAUACUACGUAAACGUCAAAGACGUGGCACUAGUGGAAAUCGCAGCGCUCAUUGACCCAGACGUCAAGGACGCCCGUAUUCAGGCAUGGUGCACGCCCUUCAACUGGAACACUCUUCUCGCAAUGUGGCGCAAGAAGUAUCCAGAGAGAAAGUUCAUUGAAGAUCUCCCUAACAUGGGUAUGAUAAAGACAAAGAUAGACGAUACCCUACCCAAGCAACUGCUCAAAAAGUGGGGUGGUCAGGAUGGUUGGAUUCCUAUGGAAGAGGGCUUUCAGGAGUGUCUUGACAGUGUUCUAGCUGAACUCGACAACCCAUCCCACAACUAA